This is a messenger RNA of Aureobasidium subglaciale EXF-2481, 411 nucleotides long. RefSeq lists its product as uncharacterized. The transcript is spliced from 4 exons. Bases 1 to 411 code for a protein of 136 amino acids. Gene Ontology annotation, molecular function: catalytic activity. Gene Ontology annotation, biological process: DNA repair. NCBI's taxonomy places the organism in Eukaryota, Fungi, Ascomycota, Dothideomycetes, Dothideales, Saccotheciaceae. The record is from RefSeq and is a predicted model, not a curated record.
AUGCCUCGUUCAGAAGAAGCUGCUGCAUGGACCUAUGCUGUAUAUAACGCAGUACGAGAAGUCCCUCAUGGCAAAGUGACAUCUUACGGCCACAUAGCUCGCCUGCUUGGAAAGCCUGAAUGUCCAAGACAAGUUGGAGUAUCUUUAAAGGCGCUUCUCUCUGCUACAGCCCAGCCAGACGCUCACUACAACAAUUCCAAUGUGCCAUGGCAGAGGAUUAUCAACGCUAAAGGCGGCAUCAGUCCAAGAGGCGCAAACGGAGCAAGUCAACAAGCGACCGCCUUGGAGGCUGAAGGGGUACAAGUAACUCGAGGAGCACUCGGCGAGUACACAAUCGACUUCACGACCUACGGAUGGUUUCCGGACAGGCUUCCAAGCGACCUCAGCAGCGAGGAAGAAGACGAAGAAUGA